Messenger RNA from Hevea brasiliensis (rubber tree), 792 nucleotides. RefSeq names its product E3 ubiquitin-protein ligase MPSR1-like. NCBI's taxonomy places the organism in Eukaryota, Viridiplantae, Streptophyta, Magnoliopsida, Malpighiales, Euphorbiaceae. Gene Ontology annotation, molecular function: ubiquitin protein ligase activity. The record is from RefSeq and is a predicted model, not a curated record. Gene Ontology annotation, cellular component: cytoplasm. Gene Ontology annotation, biological process: protein ubiquitination. Bases 1 to 672 code for a protein of 223 amino acids. The transcript has a single exon.
AUGGCCUCUGAGACUCAACUACCUGGAUCGUCUUCUGCUUUUGAGAGGAUGUUAAGGCAUAGAGAUCUCUCUUUGUUUUUGCCUUUCUUCUUGGGCUUUGCAGGCACUGCCACCCAGAGUGAUCCAGGUCAAGAAACGCCACAGACAGCCACCCCACAUGAAAGAAUCAUCCUUAUCAACCCUUUCACUCAAGGCAUGGUGGUGAUUGAAGGAUCUGAGAGCUUGGAUUCUCUUCUUAGAGAGUUGGCUACCAAGAAUGGUCAGCCUCCUGCCUCAAAGGCAUCCAUAGGGGCCAUGCCUACUGUGGAGAUUGCAGAAAUUGGAGAUAAGGAGGGCGAGUGUGCUAUCUGUUUAGAAGAGUGGGAGCUUGGUGGGUUGGCAAAGGAGAUGCCCUGUAAACAUAGGUUUCAUGCUAAUUGUAUAGAGAAGUGGUUGGGGAUUCAUGGGUCUUGCCCUGUUUGCAGGUAUAAGAUGCCUGUUGAUGAGGUGGAUUUAGGCAAGAAAAGGGAGGAGGAAGAAGAAGGUAGAGAGAGGAGAAGAUUGGAAAGAGAAAUUUGGGUUAGUUUUUCUUUCAAUAGUAAUAGGAGAAGUGAGGAUUCAAAUCAACCUUCAAGUAAUUCUAAUGAUGUCUUUUCUUCAAGUCCAGGACUUGAUCAAGAAACGGAGGGCUAGAGUCGGAUAAAUUUUUGUAAGGUUUUUCUUUGUGUGUUACCUUUUUUAAUAGCAUGUGCAUACAGAUCAUUUGUGUUUCAUCUUCGAUAACAAAUAAAGAUGUAUAUUUUUUUGUCCUUA